Messenger RNA from Panicum virgatum (switchgrass), 2023 nucleotides. RefSeq lists its product as uncharacterized. The transcript has 5 exons. Gene Ontology annotation, cellular component: membrane. The record is from RefSeq and is a predicted model, not a curated record. Lineage: Eukaryota; Viridiplantae; Streptophyta; Magnoliopsida; Poales; Poaceae. Bases 184 to 1263 code for a protein of 359 amino acids. Gene Ontology annotation, biological process: Golgi vesicle transport.
CAGCCGGGCACCAGGAAGGAAAUAGCGGCGAGCAAAAGCGGGCGGAAAAGUAAAGAGAGCCAGGCUCGCGCCGUUCCCCCACCGCGCCACCCACCCACCAGUUGGAAAUCCUGAAUCCGAUCCCUCUCUUUCUCUCUCGAGAGGAGUCGAGCGAGGCUCUCGGUUCCGAUCCGGCAAGCGGGUAUGGCGACGUCGUUCGACCGCUGGGAGAAGGACCCCUUCUUCCUCGCCGCGGAGGAGGUCCAGGAAUCCGCCGACCGGAUGGAAUCGGUGUACAGGAUAUGGGUACAGGAGAGGAGCGGGGGCGAUCCGGAGGCGGCGGGCGUUACCGGAGGAGGGCCUACGGCCGCCGAGCUUCGCCGCGAGCUGCACACGGCGCUCGGCACCGCCAAGUGGCAGCUUGAUGAACUGGAGCGUGCAAUCAGAUCGAACGACCGGGUUGUUUCGGCAGGAAAAGAUACAAGAGCUAGGCAUGAUGACUUCGUUACAGCGAUUGGCUAUCGAAUAUUAGAGGUUGAGAAGAACUUGAAAGAAUCCAAUGUUGCAGAGGGGAGGGCGCCGUUGAGCUGGGUUCAUUUGGAUGAGGAUGAGCGCAAUGACCUUGCGGCUUUCCUAUCUGCAGGCCCUUUUCAACAGAAAGAUAAAGUGGUCACAACUUCGGCUGGUGAUAUUGAAGUGGGCAGCAACACAACAAGGAUGAAAAAUGAUAUAUCAACUGACAGCUCCAAGGAUUCAGCUGGUUCCACCGAUUUGAUUUCAGGGAGAGCAAAAGAGGAUUUGCAUUGUGGGCAUAGAAGAGCAGCUAGUGCCAGUGCUGAUAUAAGAUCAUGGAGCAUGUUGAUUCCGAAUGAAUGUGAAGAAGGUUUGGAACAAUCAUCUGAUGGCCCACACAAAGUGCCUUUGCUCAAGAUAGUGAAAACAGGUGCAUUAACGAGUGCCUUGCAAUCUAAGCCUAGAACAAAGUGCAAAAAUGGAUCUGUGAGAUGGGCAGGUGUGAACCAAAAAGACGUCGAAGAGGCUAUCCCCCUUAGUACUUCUCAGUUGACUCAGGGAUUAGAUGGAUGCUUUGAAAGGAACAGGAGUUGCUUAAGUACUUGUGAUGAGGGUACAUACAAUAAGAAACUUUAUGGUUGGCUUGGAGCCCUUCAUAGACAGCUUCAAAGAUCUCAUUAUCAAAUUCGAUAUGGGCGCCCUGUUCAACUGAUCUUUUUAGCACUUGCUGCUCUUGUGAUAUUUGUGUGCAUAUUGAGGACAAUUUGGUGACUAUUUUUAUUGGGUCACAAUUGGAUUUCUAGCCUCAUAAGAUCAGCAGCUUGUAUGGUACAUUCAUUGGCUGUUAAGUAACUUAUGGCCAAUAGGAGCUUGAGGCAUGCACAUGUGGGCAUUUAGCAACCAUGGCAGACUGUUAUGAUGAUCAAGGUUGAAAACCAUGUAGCGUGCUCUGGUUGGAGCAACUUAUCUUGUCACAUCUUCAGGGCAGCCUGUUUCAUCCGUGGAAAAACCUCUCCUGGGCAGUCGGCUUCAUCCUUGGAUAUGCACUGCUCGAUGCCUGGCAUGCUUGAUGAUGCACCUCCACAACUCAAUCCUCCUGGGUGAUCAGUUGGCGCCUAUGUAAUGGUCCGAUAUAAAUUACUGGUCCACUGGACUGGUGAUCAUGCUGCUAGCAACAGAAUUGCAGGUCUUGCUUCAUGCAUCAAUGCCACUGCUUUACUGCCUGACUUGGAAGGGUGGUGAUUUUUUGUGGGAGUUGCCAUCUGAACUGUAGUUUGUUUCAUAGGGCAUAGGUUCUGAUGAGAAAUGUAAAAGAUACCCAAAAUAACUGUAUGGUACUGCUUGUAUUUUGCCCCCUUACAACAGAAUUAGGAACCUGGCAGCUCCCAGCACCUAUUCAGCCUUUGCAGAGUUGUAAUAAGGUGCCAGCUUGUUUUGAUCUUGUAGAAACUGCACGAUACUGCUAAAUUCAGGGAAGGGUGACAAUUUUACAGAAAACAUUACUAAUAUCUUUGGACCAACUAAUUUUGUA